Ctenocephalides felis (cat flea) is the source of this 1655-nucleotide messenger RNA. RefSeq names its product segmentation protein cap'n'collar (gene cnc). Lineage: Eukaryota; Metazoa; Arthropoda; Insecta; Siphonaptera; Pulicidae. Gene Ontology annotation, molecular function: RNA polymerase II cis-regulatory region sequence-specific DNA binding; DNA-binding transcription factor activity, RNA polymerase II-specific. The coding region runs from base 84 to 1655 and encodes 523 amino acids. The transcript has 8 exons. Gene Ontology annotation, biological process: regulation of transcription by RNA polymerase II. Gene Ontology annotation, cellular component: nucleus. The record is from RefSeq and is a predicted model, not a curated record.
AUGCUAAUGGAACGGCGAAUAGCACAGGAUAUCAUUUGCCGCCUGGUGGAGUACUGCUGCACAAUGCCACGCUUGCACCUCCCAUGGGGGAUUUGAAUCCUGGACCUGUCUCAUAUGGGCCUAAUUUGGGAUCUGCUGUAACUUCUUCGAUGCAUCUCACAAAUGCAAGUGAAGCUGAAGCGAUUGCUGGCAGUUAUAAAUCUGAGGGAGCUGACAUGUUGUAUUACCAGAAUUCUUCUAUCGACGGCCUGAACCAGACAACGGAUGGGUUUUUAAAUUCAAUUUUGAACGAUGAAGACUUGCAAUUAAUGGACAUGGCAGUAAAUGAAGGUAUGUACACCAUGCGAAUGCUGGACGCAGCCCACCAGCAACAGCAGAGCAACGCGACUCAGCAGCAGGGCGCUAGCAGCGGCGUAGUUCUCCAAAACGGCGCCACAGCCAUGGUAGGCGUUAGCGGUUCUGGUCACGGGGCAUCAGCCUCUGGACACACCGGCGGAACCGACCGCAUGGACGCGUCCAGCGACAGCGCCGUCAGCUCAAUGGGCUCCGAGCGCGUUCCCUCGCUCAGCGACGGCGAGUGGGGAGAGAACGGCAGCGAUUCCGCUCAGGAUUAUCACCAUCACCAGCACCACAGCAAAUACAGUCCAUAUGACUACAGCUACAAUACUAGCAGUAACAAUGGUACCGCCUCGAUAUCCUCGCGCCAGCCUCCUGUUGCUCAGAAGAAACACCAUAUGUUUGCCAGAAGAUACUUCCAAGAACAAAACAGUCCACCAUCCUCCAAUGGAAACCAUCUCAGAUCUCUGGCUCCUCCUUUAGCUCCACAUGUGAGCACGCCUGUGAAGUUUGAAUAUGAACCAGGGCACUACACUGGGCCUGGUCAUAUGUUACCAGGGGUUGAUGUUAUUAAUGGUCACAAAACAACAGAAUUUAUGCCUGAAAUGAAGUACUCCUGCACAAUGGACUUUGCUCGUCAGCAGAGCAUUAGGGCAGCUUACGAUCCUAUAGCCCAUAAUCACACCUACCACAUGCCACCCCACAUGGCAGGUGCUACUCCAAGACCUCAAACGAGGGACAAGAAAGACAAGCAACGGAAGAAUGGAGACAGUCCUGAAGAACAUUUGACAAGAGAUGAGAAAAGAGCAAGAGCCCUGAAUGUACCAAUUCAAGUUCAUGAUAUCAUUAACUUGCCUAUGGAUGAAUUUAAUGAGCGUUUGAGUAAACAUGAUCUCACAGAGUCUCAGCUGUCUUUGAUCAGAGACAUCAGACGCCGUGGAAAGAAUAAGGUUGCUGCUCAGAAUUGCCGCAAGCGAAAGCUGGAUCAAAUAGUUUCUUUGGCUGAUGAAGUCAAAGAUAUGAGAGAACGAAAACAUCGACUACUCAGAGAAAGAGAUCAUGUCAUUAACGAGAGGCAACGUAUUAAGGAUAAGUUUGCUCAGUUGUACAGACAUGUGUUCCAGAAUCUUAGAGACUCUGAUGGAAAUCCUUAUUCCCAGUAUCAAUACAGUCUUCAGCAAAGUGCUGAUGGUUCUGUUGUUCUUGUACCGAGAUCCAAUAACAGUCUUUUGGAUCAAGGUUCAGUCACAAACUCCACAAACGAUAGCAUGGACCCUACAAUUUCUAAUAAUAAUUUGCACAGGCAGACAAAAGAGUAA